Anguilla rostrata (American eel) is the source of this 2506-nucleotide messenger RNA. It is a transcript of the gene sde2, whose product is annotated as SDE2 telomere maintenance homolog (S. pombe). Gene Ontology annotation, cellular component: nucleus. Lineage: Eukaryota; Metazoa; Chordata; Actinopteri; Anguilliformes; Anguillidae. Bases 312 to 1661 code for a protein of 449 amino acids. The record is from RefSeq and is a predicted model, not a curated record. The transcript is spliced from 8 exons.
CGAACUACGUCAUUACGUACACUUGAAAACAACAUGGCGGAUUUCUAGUGUGUACGGAAACUUGUGGUCUUUCUUUACUAAAACGUAAACUGGAUAGCCAAAACUUUUUGUUUAACUAUCAAAUUAGGUUUUUAUCUCGCUAAACACUGUUAGCAUUUGGGCGUUGUUAGGACGAAACGCGUGUGUUUCCUUACCUCCAGUUGGCUAACUGUCGUUAUCUUCUGUUAGUUCGGUUUCUGUUGUACAGUGAUAGCUAAUUGUUUGUCCUGAAACUUUGCUUCUCGAAAAUAUAAAAUCAGACGCGCAAAAUCAUGGAAGUUUUUGUAACCGAUUUUUCAAUGCGACUUUGCCAAGUCCACCUCUCAUUUGGUGCUUCAGUCGGGGAUUUAACACAUGUCCUCUCUCGCGAGCGGGGAAUCCCACAUACGGACUUCUAUGUGAAGAGCAACGGACGGUUGUUGGGGGAAGAUGAGGAACUCCAGACGGGAGGGUGGUAUCGGCUGGAGCCGCGGCUUUGUGGAGGGAAAGGAGGUUUUGGGUCCAUGCUCCGAGCUCUGGGUGCUCAGAUCGAGAAGACUACGAACCGCGAGGCGUGCAGGGAUCUGAGCGGAAGGCGUCUCAGAGACGUCAACCAUGAGAAAGAGAUGGCAGAGUGGCUGAAGAAGCAGGCCGAUCGCGAGGCGGAGAAGGAGCAGCGUCGUCUGGAGCGGCUGCAGCGAAAGCUGGCGGAACCAAAGCACUACUUCAACGACCCCGAGUAUGAUAAACAGUGCCAGGACAUUUCCGAGCGCAUGGAGGAGUCCAUCAAAAAAGGUCUGCAGGCCUCAUCGAGUGGAACAUCAAGAGUCUCUCGGAAAAGACCCUCCCCUCACGGGGCGGACCCUGGGAAGAGGCCACGUAUCUGGCAGAGUGGGCUGGAUGAUCUCUCCAGUUCUGAGGAUGACAGCGAGGGCAGCGACGAGGGGACCUCCCCUUCCUCCUCCUCCUCCUCCUCCAGCAGCUCCGCCUCCCAACCCCACAAGCCCACACAGAUCCCCAGCACCUCCAGCUCCAGCUCCAGCUCUAGCUCUUCACAGAAGUCUCUAAAGGAAAUAACAGUGCCUGUGGCUCAGAUGGAGGCGGAGCCUGUGGCUCAGAGGGAGGAGAAGUCUGCGGUUCAGCGGGAGGAGCCUGUGGUUCAGAGGGAGGAGGAGCCUGUGGUUCAGAGGGAGGAGGAGCCUGUGAUUCAGAGGGAGGAGGAGCCUGUGGUUCAGGUGGAGGAGGAGCCUUCAGCUCAGAAGGAGGCGGAGCCUGUGGCUCAGAGGGAGGAGGAGCCUGCAGCUCAGAGGGAGGCAGAGUCUGCUGUUCAGACAGAGGCUCCAGCUCCAGUUUUGAGCGAGACACAACAGAUCACCCCCAGACCUGAGGAACACUCACAGGCUGAGAGCACUGCCACACCACCUGCAGACGUUGGGCCACUGGACCUCCAGACUGUAGAGGGCACUGCGGAGCUGGAGGCCCUGGGGAUGGAGAGGCUGAAGGCGGAGCUGAUGUGUUUGGGGAUGAAGUGUGGGGGUACCCUACAGGAGCGGGCAGCCCGGCUCUUCUCCGUCAGAGGCCUGGCCAAGGACCAGAUCCCCCCCGGCCUGCUCGCCAAGCCCAGCAAACCCAGGAAGAAAUAGAGCUGCUGGGAACCUUUCAACCCCCCCCAGGAAGAAAUAGAGCUACUGGGAAACCUUCAGCCCCCCCCCCAGAUAUGCAGGGACCCCUUCUGUACCACACACCCCUUCUUUUUUGUAUCAUGUGGGACAUUGAUUAUUCUUGCACACUGGAAGGGAACUUGAGUAUUUUCACAAAGCCAAAGUUCAGUUUAACUUUGAAUAUACAGUAAAAUGUUCAUGUAAAUAUUUAACAAUUUGAAGAGUAUAAGCAUUCAAAACAAUUGCCUGUUUUAUUCUCUAUAUAUUUUCCAUGUUCUUUAAGUCGCUCCCACAAGAACAUUAAAAUUAGUUUCUUACGCAAUAAAUGUUUUGCUGUACUGACCUUUUCAUAUCUGAUGUAACUGGUCAUGUGUCCAGUAUCUUUGCUUUUUUUUUUUUUUUUUUUUAAAUCAGUGACUUUUAUAAUGUAUUUUUUGGUGUCUGCGGUUUUUGUGGAUCAUUAAAUUCUGUGACUUUGUGAAAGCACGAAGGGAGAUGUGUUAUGAGAUGUGUCUCGAUGUGUAAUCAAUUUUUGUUUAGAUUUGUUUCAGAUCGUUUCAGAUUGAAAGUAAAAUUGAGGAAAUAUUUUGUAUUUUUAGCCCGAGAAAAAGCUGUUUAGCUGAGUGGGUAUAUAGCAGAAAGAGAAAGCAUAUUAAGCAUAUUUUCCUAAAUUCUGCUGUGUGUUUGUUCGAUUGGAGUCACUUGCUUACGCAUUGCUAUCAUUCAGUCGCAGCAACACGGACUAUUCUGAUAUGGCGAUAAGUUAACAGAUUUUAUCUCGGACGUUCAUAUUCACAUACACAAUGCAAUGCAAUAAAAAUAAACUC